CCCCGGGCCCAGGAUCCGCGAGCAUGGCCGCCUUCUUCGUGGAGCUGAGCACCAAGGCGAGGAUGCCUCUCCUCGGGCUCGGCACUUGGCAGGCUCCUCCAGGAAAGGUAAAAGAUGCAGUGAAGUGUGCCAUCGACCUUGGAUACCGGCACUUUGACUGUGCCCGCUUUUACAGGAAUGAGGAUGAGAUUGGGAACGCCAUCCAGGAGAAAAUCAGGGAAGGAGCUGUGAAACGGGAAGAUCUCUUUGUUGUCAGCAAGUUGUGGUGCACUUGCCAUGCGAAACCCCUGGUGAAGAAGUCGUUCCUGGCUUCUCUGGCCGACCUAAAAUUGGACUACUUGGACCUCUACCUGAUACACUUUCCCAUGGGAUUCAAGGCUGGAGAGGAAUUCAAACCUUGUGAUGAGAAGGGCAUGGUCGUCCCAAGCAACACGGAUUUUCUGGACACCUGGGAGGCAAUGGAGGAACUGGUGGACCUCGGGCUGGUGAAAGCCAUCGGCAUCUCCAACUUCAACCAUGCUCAGAUUGAGCGGCUUUUGAACAAGCCUGGGCUGAAGCACAAACCCGUGAACCACCAGAUUGAGUGCCACCCAUAUCUCACCCAGGAGAAGCUGAUCCCCUACUGCCAGUCCAGAGGGAUUUCGGUGACUGCGUACCGGCCUUUUGGCGCUCAUUCUCUCAAGCCAGGGGAUCCCGUCCUUUUGGAGGACCCCAAAAUUAAAGAGAUAGCUGCAAGGCAUCACAGAAGCACAGCUCAGGUUCUGCUCAGGUUUCAUAUCCAGAGGAACGUGGCUGUCAUUCCCAAAUCAGACAAGCCUCACCACCUGGAGGAGAAUUUCAAGGUCUUCGACUUUGAACUGACUAAAGAGGAGAUGGCAACCCUCCUAGGCUUGAACAAAAACUGGAGAGAUUGUGCUAUGCAUGAUGCUGUCAAUCACAAGGACUACCCAUUCCAUGCCGAGUACUAGAGCCGCUGCUGCUUCGGAAUCUCAGGCUACAGGAAUGCCUGCGCCUCCUGCAUUGUGACACCUUAAGUCUCAUUUUCCCUUUCCAAAGAUGG
Molecule: messenger RNA, 1060 nt
Organism: Varanus komodoensis (Komodo dragon)
Lineage: Eukaryota; Metazoa; Chordata; Lepidosauria; Squamata; Varanidae
Product: aldo-keto reductase family 1 member B7-like
Exons: 10
Coding region: 24-968 (314 amino acids)
Cellular component (GO): cytosol
Molecular function (GO): aldose reductase (NADPH) activity
Source: RefSeq, a predicted model, not a curated record